AUGUUAUUUGCUAAACAACAAGAUUAUAACCCUAUUGAACAAUAUUAACCAACCUCGUUUAGUUAUGGUUCAGGCAUUUAUACACCAUAAAAACCUAAGAUUGUUUACAAUAAUGGCAUUAUUAAUUAACAACCAAGAACCAGAGCUGAGAGAGUACGCAAAUCAAUUAUCUUAGGAAUAUCAAAAGGAAAUAGAAAUCAAAUCUGCAGGACCGAGAAUGCAAUAGAACUGUAACCAAUAAAAUUAUAAUCUAGAUUCACAGAAAGACGAUAUGAAAAGUCUUUUGCAUAGUCCAAUGCCUGAUACGACUCUUUUUCAGGCAGGUAUGUUUAUUAUAUGAAAAAAACAGAACGAGAUAGAUUUGCAAAAGACUUCGCAGCCGAAGAUAAAAAGCAAAGAGAAAUGUAAUACAAGCUAAAAUAAUUAUCUUAUGAAUCAAGGAGAUUAGCAAAUCUAUAAAGGGAUGGUGUACUAUGGUAGCGAAAUGAAGAGUAUUUGCUUAAAGUAGGUAAUCAAAUUAAAAUAGGACGAAUAACGAAGACAGUAUCAUUCUGAACAAUUUACAAGAGGUAAAAGGAAUACAAAUGGAUUGGCAUAUAACCCUAUCACUUUGGAGUAUGCCUAAAAUGAGGCUGGCCAAGCAUUAAGGCGAUAUGACGAAUUGCAUUAAGUGAGAAAAUUUGUAAGGGCCAAAAAUUUAGACACAAGAGCUAAUUGUGGUUUCAAUGUAUUAAGUGGUAAUUUACUUAAAAGAUAAAUAAUAGGUUAGGAGAGACAGGGUGUUGAUUAAAUAGUUCCAGAUGAACUAAGACCCGACUAUUAAUUAAGAGUCAGAGAUUUAUAAAAUUAAUUAAAUUUAAAACAUUAUGCCAUCUAAUAAUAAAUAUUUUAAUGA
Paramecium octaurelia is the source of this 895-nucleotide messenger RNA. Lineage: Eukaryota; Ciliophora; Oligohymenophorea; Peniculida; Parameciidae. The record is from the annotation of a GenBank genome assembly.